AUGGUUGCACCAGCUUUAAUUUAUUCCAAUCAUGAACUUUCUACGGCAAUUGAUUCAACUCAUGCUUUUGAAGGUCCAGAAAAAUUACUUGAAAUCUGGUUCUAUGAAUCCAAAGAAUUAUCACCAAUCAAUUUAAGAGAUAUUAAAUUUGAUACUUGGAUCGAAAUUUUGAAUUUAGUUCAUUGUGAAGUCCUUUCUAAAGUUUCUUCAAAUUUAUGUGAUGCAUUUUUAUUAAGUGAAUCAUCAUUAUUUGUUUUCCCUCAUAAAAUCAUUUUGAAAACUUGUGGUACUACUACUACGUUAGCUUGUUUAGAUUUAUUAUUUGAAACUGUGAACAAAGAAUUAUUACAAAACGAGGGGUUGAAGGCAACUUUCCAAAGUAAAAAUAUUUAUCAAAUUUUUUAUUCUCGUCGUUCAUUCAUGUUCCCAGAUCGUCAAAUCCAUGUUCAUGGGAAUUGGCAAGAAGAAGUCAAAUUAUUGAAUCAAUAUUUCAAUAAUGGUAAAAGUUAUAUUGUGGGUAAUAAUACCAAUUGGCAUCUUUACGUUGGAGGUAAUGGUAAGACUAAGAACCCCGUUGCCUCUACAACAACAACAACAACUCCAGUGGUCAAUGAUUGUACUUUAGAAAUCAUUAUGACUCAAUUAUCUUUAGAAGCUAGUCAACAAUUUUAUACUACUAGAAAGCCUGGUGAUACUGCCAUUGAUUCAAAUCACGAUUUAGGUCAUGAUUUGGGCCAAGAAAUACUUAAACAAACUGGAUUAAAUGAAUUAUUCAAAUUCAAAAAGCAACCAACUAUGCCCGGUUUAAGUUCAUCUCCAAUUAAAGAAAUUCACGAUGGAUUUGCUUUCACUCCAUGUGGAUUUUCUAGUAAUUCAAUUAAUGAAUCAGAUUAUUAUACGAUUCAUGUUACCCCAGAACCAGGUUGGAGUUAUGCAUCAUUUGAAACUAAUAUGAUUGGUGAUUAUAAGGCUAUUGUUGAUAAAUGUAUUAAUGUUUUCCAACCUGGUCAAUUCAUGGUGACUUUUUUAACUAAUACUGAUAUGGAAAAAUUUGAAUGUUGUUUAGAUGAUUAUAAAGUUAAUCAUCGUGAAGAAUUAGAUGUUGAAGAUUAUAAAUUGUAUUUUGUUGAAUUUGUUCGUCAAUAA
Messenger RNA from Candida albicans SC5314, 1146 nucleotides. RefSeq names its product adenosylmethionine decarboxylase (gene SPE2). Gene Ontology annotation, biological process: spermidine biosynthetic process; spermine biosynthetic process. The transcript has a single exon. The record is from RefSeq and is a predicted model, not a curated record. Gene Ontology annotation, cellular component: cytosol. The coding region runs from base 1 to 1146 and encodes 381 amino acids. NCBI's taxonomy places the organism in Eukaryota, Fungi, Ascomycota, Pichiomycetes, Serinales, Debaryomycetaceae. Gene Ontology annotation, molecular function: adenosylmethionine decarboxylase activity.